AUGCUCACCCUGUGGGGUCCCCUGGAGCUGGGUCAGCCCGACAGCUCAUCCGCAGCCGUCGACAGUCGAGCUGCUGCUCUCUUCCACCGGCAGCUUCCCUCUAUCUGCUGGUCCUGGGGGCCUUCCGGAGUGCCCUGGGCAUUGUCUGGAGAGGUCAGCCGGUCAGUGCUUCUCUCUAAGGAGGACCAGGCUGAAAAACCCGCUGAACCCACUAAAGUUGAGCCUCAGCAGAAAGAGGGGCCGACCAGUUUAUCCUCAGAGCCACUGGCCUCCAAGAAGGUGGAGGCUGAAGAUUUGACUGUGGUUGCUGCAAAGAGAGUGGAUGAUGCUAAUAAGAGACCCAAGGAAAUCCCAGGAAACAAAAAUACCUCCCCUCCCAGUAAUCCAGAAGCUAUAAAGAUCCAGGCGUGGUGGCGGGGCACCCUGGUGCGCAGGACGCUGCUGCACGGGGCGCUCAGGGCGUGCGUCAUCCAGCGCUGGUGGCGGCUACUGGGGGAGCUGCUCCGGAAAAGACGGCGGACGGCCCUGGAGACCUUUACAUGGAAGGAAUGGGCAGCAGUCAGGCUGCAGGCCUGGGUCCGCAUGUGGCAUGUCCGCCAGUGGUACUGCUGCUUGCUGCACGCCACCCGCGUCAUCCAGGCGUACUGGAGGUUCCACUCCUGUGCUUCCCACGGGUUCAUCCAGGGCCACUACAGAGUCAUGGCCAACCAGCUGCACCUCGAGCUGGAGGUCUGCGUUGUGAGGGAGUGUAUUCCCCUCCCAAUAAAGCAGUGAUGCGGUCCUCGCCCAGCCUCUCUCUUAGGGACAAGCCCGGAGGUCAGAGUCCUGAGGCAGAGUGUCCCCUGCUCGCUCUGAGGAUGCGGCAGGGUGUCGGAGGCCCCAGGU
This is a messenger RNA of Manis javanica (Malayan pangolin), 885 nucleotides long. NCBI's taxonomy places the organism in Eukaryota, Metazoa, Chordata, Mammalia, Pholidota, Manidae. The record is from RefSeq and is a predicted model, not a curated record.